Hymenoscyphus albidus is the source of this 345-nucleotide messenger RNA. The record is from the annotation of a GenBank genome assembly. Lineage: Eukaryota; Fungi; Ascomycota; Leotiomycetes; Helotiales; Helotiaceae.
AUGUCGGACACCGAGGGAAAACCGGAAGAAAAACCCGAAGCCCCUAUACUGGUUACUCUAAAAGUCAAAGAUCAGCAAGGCCAAGAGAUUCAAUUCAAAGCAAAAGCACAUAUGAAAUUAGAAAAAUUGAUGAACGCCUUCGAAAAGAAUCACAAUGUUGAACUGGGAACUUAUCGUUUUUUCUUUGAUGGCUCUAGGAUCCAGAAGACGGAUACUCCCCAGUCGCUUGGUAUGGAGGACGAAGAUGUUAUUGGGGCGUUUAUCCAACAAGUUGGUGGUGGUGGCUAUACACUUCUUGUCUGGGGAUGUCUGCGAUUUGGUUUUGCUGCAUCUUUGGGUUCAUAA